Molecule: messenger RNA, 648 nt
Organism: Porites lobata
Lineage: Eukaryota; Metazoa; Cnidaria; Anthozoa; Scleractinia; Poritidae
Source: the annotation of a GenBank genome assembly
UGUCAUCGAGUUUAUUGUCAUCUUUUUACUAAAUGCUUUCACUCUCGCCAUCUACACAAGAAACCGUCACUUACGCAAGCGCAGUACGUAUCUGAUAUAAUAAAUCUGACUGUGGUUGAUUUACUGGUGGGAACAGUGGCCGGACCUUCGAUAAUAUUCGAACCAGAUAACCUGGAGACGGAUCUGGGUCUUGAACAAGAUUUUAGUUGGCAAUCAUUCGUUUAUCUCACAUUACAGGGGCUUUUUUUAGUUGCUUCAUUAGUUAAUAUUUCAUUGAUUUCUUUAGAGAGGUUAAACGCAACUCUUUUCCCCUUUAGGCAUUGUCUUGUUGGAAAAAGGGUUUACCUAAUCAUUAUUUUGUGUAGUUGGUUGUUUUCCUUGGUUUUGUUAUCUGUUAUUGUCCUUCUUGAUUUGCGCCUAUCGCCUGCACAUCUGUAUGCCAUUUUGUCGUACUCUUUUUUCUCCCUUCUCAUUCUCACAGUUUCAUAUGCUAUAAUCAUCUCAACUGUCAAAAAAAAUCCUCUUCUGCCUAAUGCUGGACAAGUUCUUUCAACAGAAAGGAAACUAACGGUGACUUUAUUUAUAGUUACUGUGGCUUUUUUUCUGACCAUUCUUCCUUGGAUCAUUUGGACGGGCUAUUCUAAAUAA